Molecule: messenger RNA, 940 nt
Organism: Hyaloscypha bicolor E
Lineage: Eukaryota; Fungi; Ascomycota; Leotiomycetes; Helotiales; Hyaloscyphaceae
Exons: 1
Coding region: 197-739 (180 amino acids)
Source: RefSeq, a predicted model, not a curated record
CUCCCACGUCAAAGCACGCGUGACUACCGCUCAUCAGACUUCAUGAAGCUCUAAUUCUUUCGUCGAUAGAUGAGAGGGAUAAUAGAUGGAUAUAAAUUGAUCGUCUCUAUUUAUUCAAACAUCAUUCGACAUCGCCUUUGCUCGAUCUCGGCUCCGGAACAGCCACAUCUUCAUUCCAUCCGAGCUUCCGUUCUAAAUGUAUCUCCCACCUCAACUGCUUUUCACCACCCUCCUUUUGGUCUCCCCAUCAAUAUCCAACACACAAUCCUGCCCCGGAGUUGGAUACCGCGACGUCUGCUGUCCUGGCCUGAUAAUCGGCACCCCAUCCAACGCCAACAUCCUCGAUGGCCUAACCUGCUGCGACGGCGAUCCUACCCACGCCAUUCAUAUUGGACUCAGCAGCUGCACGGCGGGAACUCCGGUUGCGAUGACGGCUCUGGCGAGUGUGAGUAGCGGUGGUAGUGCUGGGAUAACGAUGAUGAGUUCAAGUUUGGAGGGGAGUAUGACGACGCAAGGAAGAGGCCCGAGGACUUCAGUGGCGGGAUCGGGAAGUACGACGGUCUUGACAGGGUCGAGUAGCAGCACGAGUGGGACAGGUUUGAGUGCUUCGGUUGAAACGGUGGGCGGGUCGAGUACUAGUACAACUACUUCCUCGACGGCUGGAGGAGCGAUGAUUACCCAAGGACCUCUGCUACUUGUUGGAGGGGCUGCUGCGCUCUUUGCUUAUGGUGUUAUGUGAUCGAUGAACUGUCAGGUUGGUACACAGUAGGGGAGAUAGAUGGCGCCGAGGAAGAUUCUUUGCUUCUACCUGCAGAUUUGGAGAUUUCUCAGAAUGAUUUGGCGGUGCAUUACAGCGAGGAGUUGGCGUUUGUCAAGCAGUAUAUAUUCACACAGUCGGUCGAAAAGACAGCUUCUUUCCAGUAUCGCAUGUUUAUUCAGU